Messenger RNA from Cucumis melo (muskmelon), 1051 nucleotides. Its product is annotated as CASP-like protein 1B2. The coding region runs from base 73 to 696 and encodes 207 amino acids. The record is from RefSeq and is a predicted model, not a curated record. The transcript is spliced from 3 exons. NCBI's taxonomy places the organism in Eukaryota, Viridiplantae, Streptophyta, Magnoliopsida, Cucurbitales, Cucurbitaceae.
AGCAUCAAAACUAUCAAAACUAGUAAGAAACAAACCCCUAGACAUUGAACUUUAGUAAUUCCAUUAUUAUCAAUGGCUUCUUUACCGUCUGAAACAGCAGCAACAACGAUAGUAAAAGCAAAUGAUGUUGGUGAGUACAAUCAUCUUGCAAUGGAAAAAAAGAGGAAUUGGGGGUUUAUUUUGUUGAGAUUAGUUGCUUCAUUUGCCACUGCCUCAGCAACCCUUGUUAUGGCUCUUAAUAAAGAGACUAAAUCUAUUGUUGUUGCCACUAUUGGGACUGAUCCUCUUACUGCCACUCUAUCUGCUCAUUUCUAUCACACUCCUGCCUUUAUAUUCUUUGUCGUAGCAAAUGGAAUGGCCACUCUACACAACUGGAUGAUGAUAGCCCUACACAUCUUUGGACCCAAAUUUCAUUUCAAUGGCUUCCGUCUUCCAAUUAUUUCCAUUCUAGACAUGACGACCGUGGCUCUUGCAUCGGCAGGCGAUGGUGCAGCGACUUUCAUGGCAGCGCUUGGGAAGAACGGAAACAAGCACGCUCGAUGGAACAAGAUUUGCGACAAAUUCUCAACCUACUGUGACCAUGGCGCCGGUGCGCUCAUUGCCUCUUUUGUUGGUCUCUGUCUUCUUCUUCUCAUCUCCGCCAUCUCCAUUAUCAAGCCGCUACACAAAUCGAACAACUCAUUCGCGUCCCCGUAGCUGACUUGCUUUGAUACACAUCGUUUUAUUUCGUCCACUGUAUUUGGUUGGUUUAAUUUUAUAUCCUUUGCUCGUAACUCCAUGUUGAUUAAGAAUAUCGAUGCCAUCAUAAAAGUUUUUUCUUUUAUAAGAGCAUUCUAAAUUUGAAAUUCCGUUAAAAUGCAGUAUGGCCAUCUAAUUAAAUUCGUAUAACAUUUUGUUGAUGUCAACAACUAUAAGUUAUUACUUUUCCAUUUGAAACUCAGUUAUGUUGUUUGUUUUCUGUUAUGAUUGGUUACAUUCUCCACAUGUACAAACUAUUAUAUUUAAGAGAGAAUUUAUCCUAGUUGAAAGUAAUAAGAUGAAUUUCCAUUAU